Messenger RNA from Triticum turgidum subsp. durum (durum wheat), 2571 nucleotides. The record is from the annotation of a GenBank genome assembly. NCBI's taxonomy places the organism in Eukaryota, Viridiplantae, Streptophyta, Magnoliopsida, Poales, Poaceae.
AUGGCGACCGCGAGAAUAGCCGCCGGGACCUGUUCCGCCAUCGCUGGACAUCGCCUCCGGCCUGCUGCGGUAUCGCCGCUUGUGUCGAACUUGUCUCACUCACACCAUCACAGAAGAAACCAGCCUCUUGGCCUUGCCUCGGCCCGUGCUGCCGAGCAUGGUCUCACCGGAGCACACCGCCCCGAGUUCUUCCCCCAUGACCAUUGCCGUGCUCCUCCCUAUUCGAUGAGCGCGAGGAGGACGCGGACGAUGGCAACUUCCGCUUUAGCGAAGAAGAGUUUGGUAGGAGAAAAUGCAGGCCUGCGAAACAAGGAACGGGAGGCUAGAAUAAGGAAGCAGCUUCAGAAUCCUGAAUUGACACCAUCUCCGUACGACACAGCAUGGGUUGCUAUGGUGCCCUUGCGGGAUUUCCCUAGUGCUCCACACUUCCCUCGGUGCCUUGAAUGGAUAUUGCAAAGCCAACAGGAUAAUGGUUCUUGGGGCAUCAGCGAAUUUGACUUGUCACCCGACAAGUCUACUCUCUUAUCCACAUUGGCGUGUGUUAUUGCACUCAAGAAAUGGAAUGUUGGCCCGGAACACAUCAGGAGAGGACUGCAUUUUAUUGGAAAAAAAUUCUCCUUCUCUAUGGAUGAGCAGAUUGCUACUCCUAUAGGUUUCAAUAUUACUUUUCCUGGUAUGAUUAGGCAAGCCAUUGGAAUGGGCUUGGAAUUUCCAGCGAGACAAACUGAUGUUGAUGGGAUUCUUCACGUCCGGCAGAUGGAAUUGAAAAGACUUGCUGGGGAUAAAUCUGAUGGAAGAGAAGCAUACAUGGCUUAUGUUGCUGAAGGGUUAGGAGUCCCGCUGGACUGGAAUGAACUUAUCAAGUUCCAGAGGAAUAAUGGAUCAUUGUUCAACUCUCCUUCAGCAACUGCUGCUGCUUUAAUCCACAAUUAUGAUGACAAAGCCCUCCAGUACCUGAACUUGCUUGUUAGUAAAUGUGGUAGUUCAGUACCAACAGUGUACCCGACAAAUGUAUAUUGCCAGCUUUCAAUGGUGGAUUCUCUUGAAAAGAUCGGGAUAUCUCACCAUUUUUGUAGUGAGAUAAAGACCAUCUUAAACAUGACAUAUAGUUUGUGGGUACAAAGAGAUGAGGAAAUCAUGCUGGAUGUAGCGACAUGCGCAAUGGCGUUUCGUCAGUUACGGAUGAAUGGAUAUGACGUUUCCUCAGAUGAGCUACGUCAUGUUGAUGAAGCCUCCACUUUUCAUAAUUCACUUCAAGGGUAUUUAAAUGAUACAAAAUCUAUAUUGGAAUUAUACAAGGCAUCAACAGUCAGUGUAGAAGAAAAUGAAUUUAUUCUUGAUAAUAUUAGACACUGGUCAAGCAACUUAUUAAGGGAAAAAUUAAUCCAUGACGGCGUGCAAAGUAGGCCGGUCUUUGCAGAGGUGGAGUAUGCUCUUAAAUUUCCCUUUUAUGCCACAAUGGAACGCCUGGAUCAGAAGUGGAACAUUGAAAACUUUGAUUUGAGGGGUUCGCAGAUGUUGAAGACAGAACAAUUGCCAUGUUGUGUAAACCAAGAUAUUCUAGCCUUGGCUAUUGAAGAUUUCACCUUCUCUCAAUCUAUUUACCAGGAUGAACUCCAGCUUCUUGAACGUUGGGUGAAGGAGACCAGGCUAGACCAGCUACUGUUUGCACGACAGAGGACAACAUUUUGCUAUCUUGCUGCUGCGGCUACCAUGUUCCCUCCUGAACUGUCUGAUGCUCGCAUUUCAUGGGCCAAAAAUUCUAUACUCUUAAAUAUUGUUGAUGACUUCUUCGAUAUUGAGGGGUCAAGAGAAGAACUAGAAAACCUUGUAACACUACUCGAGAAGUGGGAUGAGCACUCCAAAGACGAAUUCUACUCUGAGCAAGUAAAAAUAUUGUUUUAUGCCAUUUACACUACAACGAACCAUCUUGGAACAAUGGCUUCAUUUGUACAAGACCGUGACGUCAAAAAGCACCUAAUAGAAAUUUGGCUACAACUACUGGGGACUAUGAUAACCGACGCAGAUUGGCGGAUGAGACAAUAUGUGCCGACAGUCGAAGAGUACAUGGAAACUGCAAUUGUAUCAUUCACAUUGGCUCCCAUUCUGCUCCCAGCAUCAUAUUUUGUCGGGCAAACACUCUUGGCAUCUGUUGUGAAUGGUCAAGAGUACAAUGAGUUAUUCAGGCUAAUGGGCACUUGUUGCCGACUCCUCAACGACAUUCAAGGCUUUGAGAGGGAGAGCAGCGAGGGAAAACUCGAUAGUGUUUCACUACGUGUUCUCCACAGUGACGGUUCUAUGUCCAUUGAAGCGGCUAAAGAGUCAAUAAGGAGAUCUGUAGCCUCGUGUAGAAAAGACUUGCUGAGGUUGGUCCUUAAGGAAGAUAGUGUUGUUCCUAGGGCAUGCAGGGAGCUGUUUUGGAACAUGUGCAAGAUAUGCCACUUCUUCUACUCUCACACUGAUGCAUUUUCCUCACCAACUGAGAUGGUUAGCACAGUGAACGCAGUUAUCCAUGAGCCACUCAAACUCGAGAUUCGUGAUCUAUCUUUGCCUGUGCAGUCAGAAAAAUAA